AUGGCCCCAGCUCCAGCUCCAGCAUCAGCACCAAUUGAGGAAAACAUCGAUAAUGUUAUUCGUAAAUUGACAACCUUGAAGCCAUUAUCUUUUGGUAAGCGGGCUAACUCCAAGGUCAUUGAUGGCCCUCAGAAGGAGUGGAUUGACAAGAUUCCAAAGACAACUCGCGAUAGAUUGGAGAAGGCUGGUAUUGAUAUUUCGCAGGGUUACCCAGCAUUCCCCCCUGCAAAUGAGAUUCCACGUUUCUUGGAUGAGGCGUAUGCUAUCAGAAACAAGGAGUUUCCUUACGAGGAAAGAGCCUUGAAGGCCGACAAGGAGAAGAAAGCUCUCUUGGGUGCUGCGAAGGAAGUCCGUGACUUGACCAAGCACAUUGGUACUGAGAUUGUUGGAUUACAAUUGAAGGACUUGACCGAGCAACAGAAGGACGAAUUGGCUCUCUUGGUUGCCGAAAGAGUCGUCGUUUUCUUUAGAGAUCAGGAUCUCUCUCCUCAAGAACAAUUAUCUUUGGGCGAGUACUGGGGACAAAUUGAGAGACACCCUCAAGCUUCAUUCGUUCCAUUGCCUGAAAGAGAAGCUGAGGAGUUCGCUAAGGGAUCUGGUAUCUCUGUGAUCUGGCGUAGAUUCUUAAACAGCCACUUUGGUGUUGAUGACUCCUUCAAGAACAGGGGAAUCACCUCGCUGUGGCACACUGACUUGGUCCAUGAAAAGCAACCGGCAGGUCUUACUCACUUGCACUUGGACGCAAUUCCUCCUGUUGGAGGUGACACUGCCUGGUCAUCUGGAUAUGCCGCCUACGACAAGUUGUCACCUGCUCUCCAGAAGUUCUUGGACGGAAAGACUGCCAUUUACCGUUCUGCUCACGCUUACUUGGACAGAGAGAAUCCUCUCAAGGGACCAGUUUACGUGGAGAGAGAGCACCCAAUUGUGAGGACUCAUCCUGCUACUGGAUGGAAGUCGUUGUUUGUCAACCGUGCGAUGACAGUUCGUAUUGUGGGUUUGCAGGAGGGUGAAUCGAAGCUCAUUCUCGACUACUUGUUCGAUGUCUUUGAGAAGAACUUGGAUAUUCAAGUUCGUUGGACUUGGCAGCCAACCAAGGAAGGUUUGGGUACUUCUGCUAUCUGGGAUAACCGUGUCUCUCAGCACAACGCUAUUAACGAUUACGACUUCGUGGACGACUACAGACACGGAACUCGUGUCACUGCUUUGGCUGAGAUUCCUUUCUUCGACCCUGAAUCGAAGUCCCAGCGUGAGGCUUUGGGACUUUCUCUUGAUUAG
Messenger RNA from Sungouiella intermedia, 1275 nucleotides. NCBI's taxonomy places the organism in Eukaryota, Fungi, Ascomycota, Pichiomycetes, Serinales, Metschnikowiaceae. The record is from the annotation of a GenBank genome assembly.